AUGGCAAAGAAGUCCCAAAGACGCACUGUGCGGUUUGAGAAAGAUAAAUCGGGCUGCAUGUGGGGUUUUAUUAGUAUGUUUGAUUUUCGCCAUGGUCACUCCACUAGGAAGAUGAUUGCAGAUAAGAGGCGAACCAGUAAGCAUGCUGCUGGGGCCAUAAAUUCUAAGACCAAGUUCCAAUUGAGCAAUUUGGAUGAAGUUUGUCAAGACAGUUCUGACAGUGGAGAGAGUAGAAGACCAACAGUUGUGACUGCUGCUAAUAAGCCUAGCGUGAAGAAACUCAUUGAAGAAGAGAUGUUCUUUGACCAGAAUAAAAUGAAGGAUACAGAUAGUCAUCAAAUAGAAUCAAAGGAAUCCAAAUUAAGGCGUGAAGUCCUUUUGAAGUUAGAUUCCAAAAGAAAAAAGAAAUUUUACAAGAAAAACUGUGAUAAGGACACCAAUGAUAUAAAUUUGGAUACAAGGUCAAAAUUUGAAAUCACAGGUAAUCAGCACUCAAGGAAGCAAUCCAAAGAUAAUUUUGAUCUUGAUAAGAUGAUUGCAGAAUUUUGUCAUCUAAAAGAUGUUUGUUCCAUGAUGCAUGGCAAUGAUGUAGAAGUAGAAGUUGAUACACAAUCAAACCAGAAGCGAGCUAUUUCUGAAAAUGAAAAAGAAGCAAUAUGUGAAUUUGUGAAUCAGAUGAUAUUAAAUGGUAAAGAUCCAGCUGAAGCCAGAAAAUUCCUUUGCUCCCAUCAACUUGGGGAAACUCUCCAACUUUUGAGUUCAGAUAUGGAAUUGUUUCUUUCACUGCUACAAAAUCCGAAUUCACAUUUGUUGAAAUAUGUUCAAGAGUUUAGGAGUUCUCAGGGAACAAAUGAAAAAGAAUAUGGUUGUGUAACUGGUUCCAACUUCUCCGAACAACAAGAUCAUGGAAACCUGAAACAAAAUAGUGAUCUAGUCAGCCAUAAGAAGCAUAACUUUUUCAGAAAAAAGGUGAAGUCUCAUUCAAAAAGUUCAACAAAUGAAAAUGGGAACACUAAUUUGUCAAGUAUUGUUAUUUUGAAACCUGGGCAGAUGGGCUUGCAAAAUUCUGAAACUGGAAAAAACCUUGCCUCAUAUCAAGACUCUCAUGAUGUUGUCAAAUACAAGGGUCCUUCUGUGAGAGGUAGUUCACAUUUUUCUCUCACAGAGAUAAAAAAGAAAUUAAAGCAUGCAAUGGGAAGGGAGAGACAUGGAAACCUUGAAGGAAUCUCAGAAAGACACCCUACUUUUGAAUGUCAAAAUAGGAGGCAUAGCAACAAAGCCAUUGGUAAAGACAAUGUUGGAAUGAGAUCUCCUAAUAAAGAUCACUUUUUCAUUGAAAAAAUUGUAAGACCUGCCACUGGUGUAUUGAAAGGAGGCAAGAUUGGUACAACUAAAGAUUUUGAAUUGACUGUGGAACAUGAAAAUGGUAACUAUCCAAAACAAAGGGUUUCUAACUUAUAUAUUGAGGCUAAGAAACAUCUAUGUGAGAUUGUAGGUAGUGGAGAUGAGAAAAUAGACAUGUCAAGUAGGCAGAUUUCCCGAACCCUUGGGAAAAUACUAUCUCUUCCUGAGUACAACUUUUCUCCCCUUGGCAGUCCUGGAAGGGAUUGGGAGCAUCAUUUUGUGACUGCACAGACAAGAUUUUCCACGUCAGAUAAAAUUUGGGAUGCUAAUAAGGAUAAUUUGUCUCCCAAACAAGGAGCCUUUGUUGGUCAUUUAGAUCAGGAAGCAGACAAUUCAGAGAAGCAGUCAAUAAUUUGUGAUGAAAACUCUAUCAAUAAAGUACAAGAAAUUAAGUCAGACUCAAAUUUCACAGACGACCUUUGUCAUGUUGAUGAAGUAGAAAAUUGUUCUCCUGUUAGAGAUGAGAUAGUAACUGAAGGUGAUGUAGAAUCUGCAAAAGAGGUGAUUGUUUUGGAAUCUUCCUCACAACCAGUUGACCUCAGUGCACGAAAGGAGGACCAAAACUAUGGUCUCUCAGAAAGUUCUGAUUGUACAAGAUGCUCUCAAUGUUCAAAGCAGGAUGUAAAAGAAGAAAACAAACCAGCAUCUCCACUGUCAUCCCCCCCUUACUCUUCCAUCACUAGUGUUACAGAUAUAUCUGGGAGGCCAAGUCCUGUAUCUGUUCUUGAUACACCGUUCUUAGAAGAUGAUGUUCAGCCUGUUGAAGUACCAGUACGACCACUGAAUUUUGUAGAACAAUGCUCUUCACCUUUGAAUGAAAUCAAUAGAGAAAAGUAUUGUCUUAAAGAAAAUGAAUGGAUAUAUGAUUACAUCAAAGCAAUCCUGCAAGCCUCUGGAUUGACUAUAGAUCAAUUAUCCACGAAAUGUGUUUCUUCAGACAAGAUCCUAGAUCCUUCCUUGUUUGAUGAGGUAGAGUUCUUACCAAGCCAGCAUUGCCAUGAUCAGAAGCUCAUUUAUGACUGUGUCAAUACAGUUCUCAUGGAGGUUUGUCAGAAUUACUUUGGGGUCUCACCUUGUGUGUCAUUCAUAAAUCCUGGCAUAAGGUCUUCUCCAAACAUGAAGAAGGUUAUUCUCAAGGUUUGGGAAGGAGUGUGCUGGCAUUUCCUUCCCUUGCCCCCACCACGUACCUUGGACAAAAUUAUUAAAAAGGACAUGGAUAAAAAUGGGGCAUGGAUGGACCUUAGACUUGAAGCUGAAACAAUUGGUUUUGACAUGGAAGAAGCAAUUCUUGCAGAACUGAUGGAAGAUACAAUACUAAGCUGUGUAAGCAAAAGUUCACAAGUUGUUUGUUCUCAGCUUCAAUUUGAAUUUAAGGACAGUGAAAACACCACAAAUGUGUAA
This is a messenger RNA of Sphenostylis stenocarpa, 2805 nucleotides long. NCBI's taxonomy places the organism in Eukaryota, Viridiplantae, Streptophyta, Magnoliopsida, Fabales, Fabaceae. The record is from the annotation of a GenBank genome assembly.